Molecule: messenger RNA, 1585 nt
Organism: Drosophila ficusphila
Lineage: Eukaryota; Metazoa; Arthropoda; Insecta; Diptera; Drosophilidae
Product: probable cytosolic Fe-S cluster assembly factor GL21135
Exons: 4
Coding region: 75-1505 (476 amino acids)
Biological process (GO): iron-sulfur cluster assembly
Cellular component (GO): cytosolic [4Fe-4S] assembly targeting complex
Molecular function (GO): 4 iron, 4 sulfur cluster binding
Source: RefSeq, a predicted model, not a curated record
AUAAUAUUUCGUCAUACCAUCUGUUUAAAUACCACAAAGUCCGUAUAGAAGAAACACAUUUUCGAACUAAGACCAUGUCUAGGUUUAGUGGUGCUUUACAGCUCACCGAUAUAGACGACUUUAUCACGCCCUCUCAGGAGUGCAUAAAGCCGACGCCAAAAAUUCAGACAAAAUCGAAGACUGGAGCUAAAAUUACAGUGCAUGCAGACAGCUGCUAUGAGGAGUCUGAGAGUGGAAAACAACAGCUUCAAAAGGUGGCAAUCACCCUUCAAGACUGCUUGGCUUGUUCUGGAUGCAUCACUUCCGCCGAAGGAGUACUCAUCACACAGCAGAGCCAGGAAGAGUUACUUAAAGUUCUUCGUGAGAAUUCAGAAAAAAAGACCACGGGGGACCGUCAAAAUGUGCGUACCAUAGUAUUCACUGUGGCCACCCAGCCUCUGUUAAGCUUAGCCCAUCGCUACAAGUUGGGGGCAGAGGAUGCAGCGCGCCAUUUAAGCGGAUACCUUCGCAAUUUGGGAGCCGACUAUGUUUUGAGCACUAAAGUUGCCGACGAUAUGGCGUUGCUUGAGUGCCGUCAAGAAUUUAUAGAACGCUACCGUGAAAAUUCAAGUGUGACCAUGCUUAGCUCUUCUUGCCCUGGAUGGGUGUGUUAUGCAGAAAAGACUCAUGGAAAUUUUAUACUGCCUUACGUUGCCACUACUCGAUCGCCACAGCAAAUAAUGGGAGUUUUGGUCAAGCAGUUCUUGGCUCAGAAGCUAGGUAUACCUGGGUCUAGCAUCUACCACGUGACCGUGAUGCCCUGCUAUGACAAAAAACUGGAGGCUUCCCGUGCGGACUUCUUUAAUGAAGUAAACAACUCUCGAGAUGUGGACUGCGUAAUAACAUCAGUUGAGGUAGAGCAGAUGCUGGAUGAAGGCGAGAGGACGUUGUCACAGUAUGAUCCCGAUGAUCUAGACUGGCCCUGGUCUGAUGUCAAGCCAGAUAAAAUGGUUUGGGCCCACGAAACGACGUUGUCCGGCGGCUUUGCUGAACACAUUUUCAAGUUCGCUGCUCGAGAGCUUUUUAACGAAGCCCUACCGAAACAGUUGGAAUUCAAGCAACUCAGAAAUCGCGACUUUCAAGAGAUAGUUCUUGAAAAGGAUGGUAAGAGUGUCCUUAAGUUUGCUAUUGCUAACGGUUUUCGGAACAUUCAGAACCUGGUGCAAAAACUGAAGCGGGGAAAAGGUGCGAACUAUCAUUUUGUGGAGGUCAUGGCAUGUCCUUCAGGAUGUAUAAAUGGAGGUGCGCAGGUACGCCCCUCCACCGGCCAGCACGUUCGCGAGCUUACCCAGCAACUGGAGGAACUGUAUCAGAAGCUUCCACGUUCCCAGCCUCAGAACGCCCUUACAAAUUAUAUUUAUCAAGAUUUUUUGGACGGAUUUUGUACAGACAAAUCCCAUGACCUGCUUCACACCAGUUACCAUGCUGUAGAAAAGCUUAGCACGCCUCUAAACAUUAAGUGGUAAAUGUAUUGUAUAUAAUCUGUCUCUGUUAAGUUGGAAAUGAAUUGUAAAUAAGAAGGACCGAUAUUUUCUAUAAGAAGCAA